AUGACCACAAUGUGGUCACGCUGUGCUGGUUUUGACCGGCUGCAAGCGAACAAAAUUGUAAAAUGUUGUGCUAGCACUGAUGAUAUAUUUUUGGCUCUUGUGUUUAACCCCGAUUAUCGUUGCUUCUCUGACGAUAAAGCUUUUGGGCCUCUGAUUUCUCAACUGAAAGCUCUUGAAGAAAAUGGAAUUAUUGUUGAGACUCCUGAUGGUCCAAAAAAGGUGUUCUUUGUUAGUAGCCUUUUGUUGGGAGAUAACAUGGGUUUGAACUCAGUUGGCGGUUUUGCUGAAUCUUUUUCAGCGGGUUAUUAUUGUCGCUUUUGCAAAACUCACAAAACUGUUGCUAAUACACAGUCUGUUGAAAAUGCAGAGUCCUUGAGAACCAAAGAAAAUUAUGAAGAAGAUUUAGCUGUUAACAAUGUUGAACUAACAGGAGUUAAGAAAAAUUGUGCUUUGAACAGUUUACCUUCUUUCCACAUUACGGAGAAUUAUUCGGUGGAUAUUUUCCAUGAUUUUAAUGAAGGAAUUUGCCACUACGUAUUGAUUCAUGUAUUGAAACACUGUACUAAAGCUCCCUAUCCAGGUGGUGAUCCAAGGUAUUUUUCUCUGGGCCUAUUGAACCAUAGAAUGGAGUUUUUUAAAUUUGGACCUUGUGACUCAAAUAAGUUUCCCCUGUUGUCUGAUGAAACUUGUAAACGCAAAAAACUAAAAAUGUCAGGCUCUGAAACUCUUCUAUUUGUUAAAAUGUUUGGCAUUUUAAUUGGGGACAAGGUUCCACAUGAAGAUGAAUUUUGGAAAUUGUACUUAAAACUGCGCGAAUUGUUGGAUAUUGUUUUGUCUCCAAGUUUGUCUUGUCACCAGUCAGCCUCAUUUAAGGUUCUUGUAGAAGAAUUCAAUACUAUGUAUACAGAGGUAACUAAUGACACUUUAAAAUCAAAAUUUCACAAUUUGGUUCAUUAUCCUAGGAUUUUAGAUGAAAGUGGACCAGUUUCUUUAACCUCAACAAAACACUUUGAAAGAAAACACCGGUCACUCACCAUUCCAGCACAUGCUACUCAAUCCCGAAGAUAUAUUGAGAAGACAGUUGCUGUUUCUCACCAACUUACUUGGUGCCACAAGUUAAAAUCCAGAAAAUUUCUUUUACCUGAAACAAUAUAUGGGCCUUGUUCUGAAGUGUUCUUGAAAGACUUUCAAAACAAACAUUUUGUUGAUCCUCUCCCAAAUUGUUAUUUCUCUCAAUCUUGUUUGGAGUGUAACUGGGUAGAGUAUAAAAGGUUUAAGUACAAACCUGGAAUGGUCCUUAUCUUGGAUGGUUUUGAUGAACACCUCCAUGCUUAUGAGGUGGAGAGCACUGAUAAUUAUGGACAUGUUUCCCCCUCUAAAAUUUUGGAACCUUUGCCAUUGAGCAUUCACUUUUCUGUUGACUGUAAAAAGUAUGUAGUUUUAAGACAUGCUCUUUGA
Molecule: messenger RNA, 1458 nt
Organism: Frankliniella occidentalis (western flower thrips)
Lineage: Eukaryota; Metazoa; Arthropoda; Insecta; Thysanoptera; Thripidae
Exons: 4
Coding region: 1-1458 (485 amino acids)
Source: RefSeq, a predicted model, not a curated record